UUCUUCUUUACAGAAUAUGGCCGACAUUUUGAUACCGCUGUCAUGAAGAUUUCCCAGUGACAAAUUCUAACUUUGUAGUUCUUCAUGCACGGUUUUAUGUUCCAAUAACGUUUUAUUUUUUUAAUUCUAUAGACGGUGUUUAGUGUAAGGUUUUAUUUUUUACAAACAUGGCAGCUGAUCGUGAAAUAGCUGCUGAAGACAGCAUUAGAGUCGUAUGCCGAUUUCGGCCACUCAAUGACUCUGAAGAAAAAGCUGGUUCCAAAUUCAUCGUGAAAUUCCCUUCAGGACCUGACGAUAAUUGCAUUUCCAUAGGGGGUAAAGUAUACCUGUUUGAUAAAGUAUUUAAGCCCAAUGCAACACAAGAGAAGGUAUACAAUGAAGCAGCAAAGAGUAUUGUAUCUGAUGUACUUGCGGGCUACAAUGGUACAAUAUUUGCAUAUGGUCAGACAAGUUCUGGUAAAACACAUACCAUGGAAGGUGUCAUAGGGGAUCCAGGUAAACAGGGUAUUAUUCCACGGAUAGUCAACGAUAUUUUCAACCACAUCUAUGCAAUGGAAGAAAAUCUUGAAUUCCACAUUAAGGUUUCAUAUUUUGAAAUUUAUAUGGACAAAAUUCGAGAUCUGCUGGAUGUGUCAAAGGUGAACCUUAGUGUACAUGAAGACAAAAAUAGAGUCCCAUUUGUAAAAGGUGCUACAGAAAGGUUUGUGUCGAGUCCAGAAGAAGUAUUUGAAGUUAUAGAAGAGGGAAAAUCAAAUAGGCAUAUUGCUGUAACAAACAUGAAUGAACAUUCAUCUAGAUCUCAUUCAGUCUUCCUCAUAAAUGUUAAGCAAGAAAAUUUAGAAAAUCAAAAGAAGUUAUCUGGAAAGUUAUAUCUUGUGGACUUGGCUGGUUCUGAAAAGGUAUCUAAAACUGGUGCUGAAGGUACUGUACUUGAUGAAGCAAAAAAUAUCAACAAGUCAUUAUCAGCUCUGGGUAAUGUAAUCUCUGCUUUGGCGGACGGCAAUAAAUCUCACAUCCCAUACAGAGACUCCAAAUUGACUCGUAUUCUUCAAGAAUCACUCGGUGGUAAUGCCAGAACGACAAUUGUUAUUUGUUGUUCUCCAGCAUCAUUUAACGAGAGUGAGACAAAAAGUACACUUGAUUUUGGUAAAAGGGCUAAAACUGUUAAGAAUGUUGUAUGUGUUAAUGAGGAGCUCACAGCUGAGGAAUGGAAGCGUCGCUACGAAAGAGAGAAAGAGAAAGUGGCUAGGUUGAAAGGAAAGGUUGAGAAGCUGGAGGCUGAGGUCAACCGUUGGCGUUCUGGAGAGACUGUCCGCCCUGAGGAACAGGUCAACUUGGUGGAAAUAGAAGCUGUUACUCCUAUUACAUCAUUCAUUGAAGAGAAGCCACCUGUAGCGCCUGUGCCGGUGGCGGUGUCGAGUGCGGUGGAAGACGCGGCGAUGCAGGGCAAGCUGGAGGCGCUGUACCAGCAACUGGACGACAAGGACGAGGAGAUCAACCAGCACUCGCAGCUCGUCGAGAAACUUAAGGAGCAGAUGAUGGAGCAGGAGGAGCUGAUCGCGUGCACAAGACGAGAUUAUGAAGCCCUCCAAGGCGACAUGAACCGCAUCCAGCAAGAGAACGAGGCCGCUAAGGAAGAGGUCAAAGAGGUGUUACAGGCGCUGGAAGAGCUCGCCGUCAACUACGACCAGAAGUCCCAAGAGGUCGACAGCAAGAGCCGGGAGUGCGACCAACUGUCUGAGGAGCUACAGACUAAGCAGAGCGCAUUAGCGACUGCGACUGCCGAACUGCAACAACUCCGUGACAUGUCCGCACACCAACGCAAACGCAUCGCGGAGCUACUCACCAACUUACUACGAGACCUGGCGGAGAUCGGAGCCGCGGUGGGCGGUUCUGAGCUAGACUUCAAGCUCAAUGUGGACACAGUAGGGAAACUCGAGGAGGAGUUCACCGUGGCUCGGCUGCAUAUCAGCAAGAUGAAGAGCGAGGUCAAGAACAUCGUGCAGCGCUGCCACUCGCUCGAGUCCGCUAACAUCGAUGCUAAUCAGAAGAUCUCGGAGUACGAGCGGUCGCUGGGCGAGUGCCGGCUGCUGAUCUCGCAGCACGAGGCGCGCUGCGCGUCGCUGGCGGAGUCCAUGCGCGAGGCCGAGAACAAGAAGCGCCAGCUCGAGGAGGCGGCCGACGCGCUGCGCGAGGAGUGCGCGCGCCUGCAGGCGGCGGAGCGCGUGCAGCUGGCGGCGGCGGAGCAGCGCGCCGACUCGCAGGUGCGCGCCGCGCUGGAGGCGCAGCUGGAGCAGCUGCGCGCCUCGCACGCCUCGCAGCUGGCCGCGCUGCGCGACGAGCUGGCCGCGCUGCAGCGCCAGCACCAGGACCUCAAGGACACGUACCAGGAGCUGACGUUGGCGCGCCAGCAGCUGCAGGACGACUACGACAAGCUGAAACGCGAGGAGGCCGACAAGUCCGCCAAGCUCAAGGAGCUCAUCCAAAGUGUGGAACGACGCGAGCAGGCUCGCGCCGAUCUCAAGGGACUCGAAGACACCGUGGCUAAGGAGUUACAGACACUGCACAACCUAAGGAAAUUAUUCGUGCAAGACCUACAGGCUCGGAUAAAGAAGUCGACGAACUCGGAGGAGGGCGCCGAGGAGGAGGGCGGCUCGCUGGCGCAGAAGCAGAAGAUCUCGUUCCUGGAGAACAACCUCGAGCAGCUCACGAAGGUCCACAAGCAGCUGGUGCGCGACAACGCGGACCUGCGCUGCGAGCUGCCCAAGCUGGAGAAGCGCCUGCGCGCCACCAUGGAGCGCGUCAAGGCGCUCGAGACCGCGCUCAAGGAAGCUAAGGAGGGUGCUAUGCGUGAUCGUAAGAGAUAUCAAUUCGAGGUCGACAGAAUUAAGGAAGCUGUCCGCGCCAAAAAUCUUGCCCGAAGAGGCGUGCAGGCACAAAUUGCGAAACCGAUCCGCGCGGGCGGCGGCCACCUGGUGGGCGGCGGCGCGGUGGGCGUGGUGCGGCCCGCCAACGCGCCCGCGCAGGACAUCAAGCGGAAAUCCAUCAUCGUCGGUGCGCGCGAUGAGAGUUGAAGAGAUAGCCGUUACUUCAUAGAGAAUCUAAAUAAAACUUCAUAGAUGUACCUAGAAUAAGACGGCAAAAAUCAUUCUUGGAAAAUAUAUCCAUAUAAUAAUUCUACUUAUAUGUUUAUAAAAAGCCUAAUAUAAGCUACAACAAAAUAAUAAAAAAUAAAGUAGUUCUCUUAGGCUUAACGUUUCGAGCUGUCUAAUCUUAAAGUCAAUAAGUGCACAUGUAUUUAAAAAAAGAUUAUAGCUUCUAGCCAUCGUCGUUUGUGUCUACGUUGAUCUGCUCUUAAAAUAAAAAGCGCUAAAAUUGACUCUUACGCGUAGACACAGGUUUUAACAUUUUAAUGAUUAGCCGUUAGAUAUGUCCAUGAAAAAGUAUUAUUUUGAAUCGGAUAUUAAGCUUGAUCUUAAAUGUCGCUUUCCAAGUUAAAUCAAAUUUAAAUAUUUUAAUGAAAUGACAAGUAUUAAGUUUAGUUUCGAUAUAAAUGCUACUCACGUUUGUGCUAGAUUGAUAUCUAUAUAAUGUACGCUGGGAUGGAAUGGCAUUUUGUAUAAAGAAAAAAGAAAUGAAAUCUUGAGUACAAAAACGACCGAGCCAGUUACCAGAGCGUUCGCUAGAACACCGGGAGUGCCGCCAUUUCAUCCCCGUUGGAUACCAGGACUUAUAGAUGCAAUAUAAUGCAGUAUGUUUAAUAAUAUGCUGUGAAUUAUAAGAAAACUUGCAUAUGCUGCCGCACAAAUAAAAGAGUAAAAAUAAAAUAAAAAAUAUCACAUUUUACCCAAUGGUUGUCGCAUAGGAAGUGUGGUGGCAAAUGCAUAACGGAGUGCGUCUUCAAUGUGUAGUUUAGUGUAAGCUUCUUUUAAUAUAUAUUUUUAUAUAUUGUGAUAAGAGUUGUUAUGCCGACAUGCGAGCAUUUAAUAAGUUAACGAAAGUAUGACCUUUUUUUUUGAUGGAAGGUGUUUUUGUAUGAUAACACGAUCAGUCACGAGUAGUAAUUGAAAUUCAAAAUUUCCGCAUAAUUAUUAUGGUCCGUUAGCAUUGGUAUUCCGAGCGUGUGUACCUAGGCGACUUGCUGCAACAAGCAAGUUCCAAGCCUCUAGGUACUGUCUGCGCCAGAUGGAUUCGAGAUUUUUAGUGGGAGGUUUUUAUAUUCUAACAUGGAAUAUGAAAAUCUCUUUCAACUAAUGAACAUAUUUCCUGGUAAUAAUUAUUAAAACUAAACCAAUGCAAUAAUUUUUAAAGCGACAACUUAUAUAUGUAAUAAUAAACACAAACAGUUCUUGAAACGUUACUGUAUAGGUUAUCAUUCAUGUCACCUGUAGCACUAAUGCUGCGUUACUUUCAUUUACACUAGCUUAUGAGCUGUGAUGUUUUAGGGGAGAUCCUAAUCGCUCUUGCACGAUGGUAUUUGUAGUCAUUUAUAGAUUUAGUUAAAGGCUUGUUCAUGUAGUACACGUCCAUUGUAUUCACACUUAACACUUGUCUGCCGCUGACGGAUCCCUAUAUAACUUGACCUAGACACGCAAUCGAUUUGGUUUAAAGUUCUCUAAUUUCUUUUAAGAUGCGUUAGCUUCUUGGUAGAUCUGCAACUUAUUUAAGUACUUAUGAAAAUAAUAAUCAUGUAGAAUGCAAUCUAGAACGGGCUACGUUGCAUUCGAAACGUACUGAACCGGGCCUGCGCUGCGUCCUCCGAGGAGUUAUGGAACUAUGGUCGACACAUGUUUCAGAAAACCAAAGAUAAAUCACAACUUUUAGAUUUAUUGUUCGAGAUUAUUUUAUUAUCAACUGAAAUUUGUUAUGUUCUGAUUUCUAAAAAGGUUCCAAAGCUCCUUAACGUGUUGCAAUACAUUUGUAUCAUUUAGGUGUAAAGUUCUAGUAAAUUAUUUCUACUUAAGUUAGGUACAUGAUUUUUACUAUUUUUAUUUAUUGUAUUACAUAUACCUAAAUUAUCGCGUUUUUUUUUGUUUCACUUUUGAAGUGUAAUACGCUUUUACAUACCUCUAUUUACAAUAUUUUAUAAUCACGAUCAAAUAUAUAUUUUUUAUCGUAAUUGGGAGACGCCUACAAAGAUGCAUUCCACGAGGGAGGCAGUUUGUAUCUUUGUUUAUUAUAUAAGUUACUUCCUUUGUUGUAUGUAGAUAAAAAUGAGGCUAUCCUCGGUUCACUCGCCUGUUGCAUAGAUAGCUCAAAGUGACGCCGGCCCCGCGCGCCGGCUCGCUCGGGCGAACCAGACCGACAGGCUUGCCUUUGCACCAAGUGAUUUAGUUUGUAUUGACAUCUUUUGUACGAUGUAUUUAAUAUAUGGAAAAUUCUCAAAA
This is a messenger RNA of Melitaea cinxia (Glanville fritillary), 5387 nucleotides long. RefSeq names its product kinesin heavy chain (gene Khc). Lineage: Eukaryota; Metazoa; Arthropoda; Insecta; Lepidoptera; Nymphalidae. The transcript is spliced from 19 exons. Gene Ontology annotation, biological process: microtubule-based movement. Gene Ontology annotation, molecular function: microtubule motor activity; microtubule binding; ATP binding. The record is from RefSeq and is a predicted model, not a curated record. The coding region runs from base 168 to 3074 and encodes 968 amino acids.